AUGCAGCCGAAAUCCGUGGAGAGGUUCUUGUGGACAAGAGGCUUGAGCCAGUUUCUCCCGGAGAUUCCGUACGCGUCCCUGAACUCACGAAGCGGCAAGCUACAACUCUGCACUUAUCUUCAAAGGUACGGACUGGGUAUCAUUCGAGGAGUAGAUGUCGAGACGGGGAUGGUUGCCAAAGUGGGGAACCAGAUCGGCAAUGUGCGCGUGACCAAUUACGGGUCGAUCUUCGAUGUGCAGGACAAGGGUGCUGAGGCCACAAACCUGGCCUUUACGAGCCAGAGGAUCCGUGCACACACGGACAACCCGUACAGAGACCCCUUUCCAGGUGUGCAGAUGUUGCACUGCUUAGAGAGUGCUGAAGAAGGUGGAGCCACUAUGUUCAUCGAUGGGUUUCGGGUAGCUGAGGAGCUUCGAAUCCAAGAUCCUGAGGCUUUUCGCAUGCUCACAGCGACCUCGCACCCCUUUGAAUAUCGGGAUCCAGACGAAGGAGUUCUGCUGCGUGCUGCUGCUCCCGUGAUCCAGCUCGACCAGGCCAAUGCCGUCCAGAGAAUCACGUUCAACAACCGCUCGGCGGAGUACUACCGGGCAUGGGCAGCAUUUGACUUCUUGGCCAAUUCGGACGACUACGCUGUGAAGCUUUUGAUGAGGCCCGGGGACAUGGCUAUUUGGCUGAAUGGUCGCGUCAUGCACGGCCGCGAGAGCUACCGUGCUGGUGGCCGGCGGCACAUUCAGGGUGCAUACUUGGAUCAGGAUGAGAUCCACUCCAGCGUCAUGGCGGCCUUGGCUGAAGGUGUCGACGUUAGUUCUUUUGACGUCCACAAGCUCGCAGCGAAUGUUUGCAUGGAGGUGUUGAGCUCCCUCCCGAGGACAGCCGAAGAGGAUCCGUUUCGUGAAGCCUUGAAGCUUGCAACGGCAGCCCGCAGGUCAGGGGCACGAUCCGAUAUUGUUUUGGCCUGUUUGAUGCAUGCCGCAUCGCGGCCAGAUGCUUUUGAGAUUUGGACCCAGGUCGCUCAGGCCAACUUCAGACAGCUCCGGGAUCUUGGAGAGACGACGUCGCCCUUGGCAAGGAUGGGCUUUGCCACUGAGGUCGUGGCAUUCGCCCAGAAAGUUGAAGACGGUUGGCGAUUCGAUGGUCUGUCACGAGAGGAGCAAACGAGAUACCUGGCCAUUCCUGAAGCGGAAAUGUUGCUCCAGUGCAUCCGUGCAUGCCGGGACGGCGGGGCAUCUUCGACGCCUGACUCUUUCCAUGCUCUUCUCUGCGAGCACUUCCAGCACCAGUCCAAGUGA
This is a messenger RNA of Symbiodinium sp. CCMP2592, 1290 nucleotides long. Lineage: Eukaryota; Dinophyceae; Suessiales; Symbiodiniaceae. The record is from the annotation of a GenBank genome assembly.